Menidia menidia (Atlantic silverside) is the source of this 1134-nucleotide messenger RNA. The record is from the annotation of a GenBank genome assembly. Lineage: Eukaryota; Metazoa; Chordata; Actinopteri; Atheriniformes; Atherinopsidae.
AUGAGACGCAUGCGUAGCAGGAAGCUGGACGUCAUCCAGAGUGGACCAUCCCGUCUCUUCCGGCGCAGACUUGUGACGUCAAUCUCCUUUCAGUCAGUCGCCUUGAGACGCAGCAGACGAGCGUCACACAAAGACCCCAAGCACGGGAAUGGCCGGAGAGUAGUGAGCGGCGGAAGAACCGGGACCUUCCGGUCCGCCGACAGCUCCUUCCGGCGGCGGCACUUUCGGCUGGAGCUCCUCAGGAGGACCAGGGCCCCCCCACAGCUCAUGAACCUCGCGGAGGCCGGCGCCGGGUUCCUGUCCUCCAUGAUGUCCCACGGCUUCAAAAGCAGCCGGCAGGACUUCGGCUUCGGGCCGUGGACGGUGACCGCCGCUAAGAACCACAUCAUGAAGUCCAGAGACGUGGAGCGGCUGGCGGAGGAGCUGAACAUCCCCUCGCUGCCCGAGAUGCUGUUCGGGGACAACCUCCUGCGCAUCCAGCACCAGGACGGCUUCGGCAUCGAGUUCAACGCCGUGGACGCCCUGAAGAGGGUCAGCGUGGGGGAGGACACGGUGAAGGUGGCCUGCGCCCAGGAAUGGCAGGAGAGCCGGUCUGACUCGGAGCACUCCAAGGAGGUGGCGCGUCCCUUCGACUGGACCUACAGCACGGACUACCGGGGCACGCUGCUGGGGGAGGGCGCGGCCCAGAUCCGGGUCAGCGACACGGACGAGCGCAUCGACAUCGAGCGGCUGAAGGCGCGCGAGCACAUCCAGUUCUUCGAGGAGGUGCUGCUGUUCGAGGACGAGCUGCACGACCACGGCGUGUCGGCGCUGAGCGUGAAGAUCCGCGUGAUGCCGGCCAGCUUCUUCCUGCUGCUGCGCUUCUUCCUGCGCGUGGACGGCGUGCUGGUGCGCGUGCACGACACGCGCCUCUUCCACCAGGCCGGCGCCGACCACAUGCUGCGCGAGUUCAGCACCCGGGAGAGCAGCGUGGCGGCGCUGGGGGGGGGCGGCGGCGGUGGCGGCGGCGUGCCCCCGGCGCUGCUCACCGACCCGGAGCAGCUGGUGCCGCUGCUGCAGGUGCGGCUCACGCACCGCGAGCGCCUGCAGCUGCCCGCCCAGGCCCCGCCCCCCGGGGAGGGGGAGGCCCAGUGA